Molecule: messenger RNA, 4406 nt
Organism: Pangasianodon hypophthalmus (striped catfish)
Lineage: Eukaryota; Metazoa; Chordata; Actinopteri; Siluriformes; Pangasiidae
Gene: smarcal1
Product: SWI/SNF related, matrix associated, actin dependent regulator of chromatin, subfamily a-like 1
Exons: 16
Coding region: 466-3051 (861 amino acids)
Biological process (GO): DNA repair; replication fork processing
Cellular component (GO): nuclear replication fork
Molecular function (GO): ATP-dependent chromatin remodeler activity; ATP binding
Source: RefSeq, a predicted model, not a curated record
CAUAUCCGCCUGCGACGCGCCUGACGUUGAAGUUGAAAACUUCACGUUGCAGGAAGGAUUAGCAAACAAACAAGCUAGAUGAGAGCUCUAAAACGUUGUUUAUCAAUUGCCGUAGAAAAUUCCCGUCCUGAGAUAUUGACAAGAAUCUGGUUGGGAAUUUAAUUAGUUAGUUAAUUUCAUUGUUGUUUGCGAGCUUUAAUUACAAAGUAAAUAAUCUGGCUAAACUAGCUGGAGCAAGCAGGUCUAUAUUUAUAAAAGUACUGCCAAAUACGAUUUCAAUCAAUCUGUUCAGUCUUUAAUUUUCUUUUUAGACAGCAACCUACUGGGCUAAUAUUAGCUUAAUUUGGAUUAUGUUUUGUUAUUAAUAUUAUUAGCGGUUUAUAUGAAAUCAGGCUUGAUGCAUGGAGAAAUGUGAGUAUCUGAAGACAGGAGAUAUUUUUAUUUUUAGACUUCAUUAGUGCAGACAUGUCGAGCAGUCUAACGGCGGAACAGCAGAGGAAAAUCGAGGAGAACAGACAGAGAGCGUUGGCGAGAAGAGCUGAGAGACUUGCACAGGGAAACCAACAACCUGUACAAGCUGUGAGUGCAGCAUCCAAGCCAUGUCACCCCCAGUCACAUCCUGCAGCAGGAGCAGGUGCAAAGUACAAGCCGAGCUUUCCUCCAAAACCUGCAGCAAGCAGCUCAGCCCACAGUGCGAGACAGACCCAGCUCAUAGAUCCACUUCCCAUCCCUAAAAGGACAGAAUAUCAAACGCCAGCUCCGUCGACUAGUUUCGUACCCCCAAAGCCCAAAUCUGGCGCUGUUGUUUCCUCUGAACCAAAGCCAGCGUUCACAGUGGCUAAUUUCUUUGGGCCGAGUGUGAAGGCACCCACUCAGCCUUUAGACAAGAAUGCUCCCAAACCUCUGGACUCUGGCUCUGCCGUUUCUGUGAAAAGGCCUGCAGUGUGUGUGAGAGGGAAGUGUGUUCCUCAUUCCGAAGAGCGCUUCAGAGUAGAGGUCGGCUACAACGCAGAGCUCAUCACUGUGUUCAAAAACAUUCCCUCCAGGAACUAUGAUCCUGUCACAAAGAUGUGGAACUUCAGCCUCGAGGAUUAUAAGCAACUAAUGGAGGAGGUCGCAGGCCUGCCCUCAGUGUCUUUGAAGGCUCUGGAGGGGAUGGAAAGUUUGGAUUUAUCUGCCUCCAGCAUUCGCCCCAGAGACUCUGCAGCAUUGGCGGCCAUGAUGAAACUGUGCCAGGGUUGGCAGAAACCUGGGGCCACAGUCAAGGGCAGAUGCACACUUAUCUCCUGCUCUCGCCUGGAAGUGGACAUCACAUACCAUGCAGAUGUGAUAGGUAUCUUUAAACAGAUACCUUCAAAAAACUAUGUGGAGGCUCUGAACAAUAUCUCCGCUGUGGAGGUUGAACCGUUACCGCGUGCUGUGCUCCAGGCCUUUUCAUCCCAAUUUGAGAACAGCCAUUCCAGAGCUGCAGAAAUCCCUGAAGCCGAUCUCUCGGGCAUCGAUAUCACUCUCACACGCAGCCUCAUGCCCUUUCAGCGGCACGGUGUCAACUUUGCGGUGUCCAGAGAAGGCCGUCUGCUCCUGGCUGAUGAUAUGGGUUUGGGGAAGACGGUGCAGGCCAUCUGUAUUGCAGCCUACUACAGGAAAGAGUGGCCGCUGCUGAUAGUUACUCCAUCCUCCGUACGCUUCACCUGGGCUGAGGCACUCCGCCGCUGGUUGCCCUCAGUAGCAGAAGGCAGCAUUAAUGUGGUGGUGACCGGUAAAGACAGUCUUCGCUCUGGUCUCGUCAACAUCAUCAGCUACGACCUGCUUAGCAAGAUGGGAAAGCAGAAUUUAGCCAGUCCAUUCGGUGUGCUUAUUAUGGAUGAGUCCCACUUCCUGAAGAACAUUAAAACUGCUCGCUGUAAGGCUGCUCUUCCUCUACUAAAGGCAGCUAAAAGAGUGAUCCUGCUGUCAGGAACUCCUGCUAUGUCGCGUCCGGCUGAGCUCUACACACAGAUUCUGGCUGUGAGGCCGACACUCUUCCCUCGUUUCCAUGAUUUUGGAGUGAGAUAUUGUGAUGCUAAGCAGCUCCCCUGGGGUUGGGACUAUUCGGGCUCCUCUAAUUUGGCUGAAUUGAAGUUGUUGUUAGAGGAGUGUCUUAUGCUGAGGCGAUUAAAAUCCGACGUGCUCUCACAGCUUCCUGCCAAACAGCGCAAGGUCGUCACUGUGACUACCGACGGCAUAAACUCCCGUACCAAAGCUGCGCUCUCAGCUGCAGCCAAAGAACUCGCCAAAGGAUGCCACAAUAAGAAGCAAGAGAAGGAGGCUCUACUGGUUUUCUUUAACCACACAGCAGAGGCCAAGAUUAGAGCCAUCUUGGAGUACAUUUCAGACAUGCUGGAGUGUGGACGAGAGAAGUUUCUGGUGUUUGCGCAUCACAAACGGGUCCUGGACAGCAUAACCAAAGAGCUUACUGAUAAGAGAAUCAGUCAUAUCCGUAUCGAUGGGUCUACACCCUCAGCCGAGCGCCAGCAGCUGUGUGACAAGUUCCAGUUCUCUGAGCAGAGCAGUGUGGCUUUGCUGUCCAUCACAGCUGCCAAUAUGGGCCUCACACUGCAUUCUGCCGACCUCGUUGUGUUCGCAGAACUCUUCUGGAACCCAGGGAUAUUAAUUCAAGCAGAGGACAGAGUGCACCGUAUUGGUCAGACCAGGAGUGUGGACAUUCACUACCUGGUAGCCAAAGGCACAGCUGACGACUACCUCUGGCCAAUGAUCCAGGAGAAGAUGAAUGUUCUAGAAAAGGUUGGCUUGUCUGAGUCCAAUAUUUCAGACAAGGCAGAGUGUGCCAGCUUCCACAGCAAGGACCCCAAACAGCGAAGAAUCACGGAGAUGUUCCAGAGAUCAUUCUCAGAGGAGGAUAUGGAUGAAUCAGUGCUAUUAGAGGCUGUGAAUGACUGGGAGGACACUGAGCAGACGGACUCAGUCAGUCACCAGGAGAACCCUUUCUCAGAGAGCCCCAGCAAGAAAAGACGUAUAGAAGACUAUUUUGGAAGACAACCAACACUCUAAUGCCCGUUUGCCUAUUUUCAAAGUAGUAAACGUGCACCUUUUUGAUUAUCAUGAAUAUUUGAUUAUCCUUUGGUUUUUUUUGCCAAUUUGGUUUUAAAAAGAGAGGAGGAUUUAUUUCUAAGUAAUUAUUGUACAUAUGGUUGUAGGAAACAUGUUAAUUAAUAAAGCAUUUGUUUGAUUUUUACAAAAACACUAUAUAUCUACGAACACUAGGGAUUAAUAAUCUUUUUUACUGACUAUAUAAUCAACUGGAAAAGAGCUGCGUUCUUCAGAAAUGUUUAUUGCAUCUAAAUGAUCUGACAGUCUCGUAGGCCACAGCUUGGGGUUGCUUUCUACCUAUUAGAAGAAAGUCACACAAUUUUUAAAAAUGAUAAUGAUAAUAUCCUAUGACAUAAUACCACCGCAAAAUAUAAACUUCAUAGGGUCAUCAUUUGGUCACAUUUAUCUGAGCUGCCAGAGAGGUUCCAUCUACUUAUGCUAUGAUGAUACAUUAUAUGGCCAGAAGUUUAUGAACACUUGACCAAUCACACCAUUAUGUGCUUAUUGAACAUCGCAUUCCAGAUCUAGUCCCCCUUUUGCUGUUAUAAUAACCUCCACUCUUCUGGAAAAGCUUUCCACUAGCUUUUGGAGUGUGGCUGUUGGGAUUUGUGCUCAUUCAGCCACAAGAGCUUUAGUGAGGUCAGGCAAGGAGGCCUGGGGCACAUUAACAUUCCCAAAGGUGUUCAGUGGGGUUGAGGUCAGGGCUCUGUGCAGGACACUCGAGUUCUUCCACUCCAACCUUGGCACACCAUGUCUUCAUGGAGCUCUCUUUGUGCACAGGGGCAUUGUCAUGCUGGAACAGGUUUGGGCCUCUUAGUUCCAGUGAAUGGAAACUGUAAUGCUACAGCAAACAAAGUCGUUCGAUACAAUUGUCUGCUUCCAACUUUGUGGCAAAAGUUUGGAGAAGCACACAUAUGGGUGUGAUGGUAAACUUUUGGUCAUAUCAUGUAUGAUGAAGCACAAUGCUUGUCAUCUGUUCAGGACUCCUCCACUCUGUCUGAAGACUGGCCCUGAAGAUCCAAAGUGGGAGGCUGUUCUCCUAAAAUGAAGUGCAAAAUGUACAUUAAAAAUCAUUAGGAGUCAAUAUUAUUAUACCAAUAUUAAAAGGCUUAUAUGGUUUAAAUAAUACUUGUGUUGAUCUGUUAUUCCUGCACUUGGAUUAACGAAGUAACAUCUACAAUGUUGUUGAAUGCUCGAUUCUGACUGGUCUGAAGGACUUGAUUAAUUUUCUGUAACAGCAGGCUCUGACAGUAGAACUAGCUGUAAGGUUUAUAUUAAUGCACAUUGGCACUUCUAUAGUAACAGCAUGCACAGGA